AUGGAAGAAGAUAAUAAUGUUAGAACAGCUUUAAAAAAUACGUCUAUUAUGUGCAAAAUUUCAAUUACAUAUUCAAAUUGGUCUAGACAUUUACAAUCAAAAAAACAUAAAAGAAAUGAUCCGAAUGAAACUAUUAAACCUAGAUUUCAUAAAAAAACUACACUGAGAAUUAAAAAUAAUAUCCCAACACUUAAAAAGAGAGAACAAUAA
Messenger RNA from Cinara cedri, 210 nucleotides. NCBI's taxonomy places the organism in Eukaryota, Metazoa, Arthropoda, Insecta, Hemiptera, Aphididae. The record is from the annotation of a GenBank genome assembly.